This is a messenger RNA of Camellia sinensis, 1257 nucleotides long. The record is from RefSeq and is a predicted model, not a curated record. Lineage: Eukaryota; Viridiplantae; Streptophyta; Magnoliopsida; Ericales; Theaceae.
CUCCUCACAACAAAACCAACCAUGGCUAUGACUGUGUGCAACUCUUGGAACCCAUUAGUCCCGUCAAGUACUAUUCUUCUUUGUUCUCUGUUCUUCUUCACCCUUUACUAUUUCCCUCUUCAAGCAAAUUCGCUAAGCUUCAACUUCACGAAGAUUGAUCAAAAGCGUGAAAAUAUCGACAUAAUAGCUGAUCCACUUGCUUAUAUCAAUGAAGAUGGCUUCCAAGUCACCCCAAAUGACUGGGGCUUGAAUCGAUUGCAAAAAGCCGGUCCAGCCAUGCAUAAAGAUCCUCUUGUGAAAAAUAAUGUGAGAACUGGGCAAUUCAAUUCGACUUUGCAAAUCGAUAAGAAGAGGAUGGGUGAAAACAACAAAAAGGCACUGGGGGUGGUUGUCGGUUCAUUUAUUUUGGUUAUUAGUGUGUUAGCUUUGCUUGGAUUUGUCUUGUGGAACAAAAGUAGUGAUAAAGCAACAAAAAAAGAAGAUGAGCUUGCUAUUGAAUUAUCCGUGGACAAUGAAUUCGAGGUAGGUACCGGACCAAAGAAGUUUUCAUAUGGUGAAUUAAAUCGUGCAACAAACUACUUUGCGAAGGAACAGAAGCUUGGAGAGGGAGGAUUUGGUGGGGUUUAUAAAGGUUUCUUGAGGGAAUACAACCUCCACGUCGCUGUGAAGAGAAUAUCUAAGGGAUCAAAACAAGGAAUAAAGGAGUACAUAUCAAAAGUGAAGAUCAUUAGUCGGUUGAGGCAUAGAAAUUUGGUCCAACUACUUGGCUGGUGUCAUGAAAAAAGAGAAUUCUUACUUGUUUAUGAGGUCAUGGAAAAUGGAAGCUUAGAUUAUCAUCUCUUCAAAGAAAAAAGUUUAUUGACAUGGGCAAUAAGGUACAAAAUUGCUAAAGGCUUGGCCUCAGCAUUGCUCUAUCUACACGAAGAAUGUGAACAAUGUAUAGUGCACAGAGAUGUAAAAUCAAGUAAUGUCAUGUUGGAUUCAAAUUCCAAUCCUAAACUUGGGGAUUUUGGAUUAGCCAGGCUUGUUGACCACGAUAAAGGGUCACAAACAACAAUUUUGGCAGGAACAAUAGGUUACAUGGCACCAGAAUGCCUAGUUACAGGCAAAGCCAAUAAGGAAUCAGACGUCUUUAGUUUUGGAGUUGUGGCACUAGAAAUAGCAUGUGGAAGAAAACCCAUUACUAGUAAUUUUUGGGAAAAAUUGGGCCGAGCUCCGAGUUUGGCUUCGAGGCCCAAAACGCGAAGGACUAAGUAA